Molecule: messenger RNA, 1029 nt
Organism: Abrus precatorius (Indian licorice)
Lineage: Eukaryota; Viridiplantae; Streptophyta; Magnoliopsida; Fabales; Fabaceae
Product: trafficking protein particle complex subunit 2
Exons: 6
Coding region: 283-690 (135 amino acids)
Biological process (GO): endoplasmic reticulum to Golgi vesicle-mediated transport
Cellular component (GO): TRAPP complex; nucleus; cytoplasm
Source: RefSeq, a predicted model, not a curated record
GAUGCGUUUAAACUCCGGAGUCCAGAAGGCAAAAGCAGUGGCAACACAGCACAGGGUAUAUAUAAAAUUCCAUCACCGUCGUCUUCCUCGAUUCCGGUUAGGGUUUGCACAGUGUAACUCUUCGGUAGCCAUGCAUUUUAGAUCCAAUAAUGCGUGACUAGUGCUUCAUUGUAUUCAAUUAUACAACACAAGAUCGUAAUUCGUCCACUAUUUCCAUUUGGUAACUCGCGACAUCGAAGGAUAUAUUCACAGUAUUGGAAGACGCGGCUUAGAGUAUUGAUAAUGGCAACCACUGCUUGUUUCAUCAUUGUCAGCAGAAAUGAUAUUCCUAUAUAUGAAGCUGAAGUUGGAGUAGCUGCUAAAAGGGAGGAUGCUGCUCAACUGCAUCAAUUUAUCCUCCACGCUGCUCUUGAUAUUGUUCAGGACCUUGCAUGGACUACUAGUGCUAUGUACUUAAAAUCAGUAGAUAGGUUUAAUGAGCUGGUGGUCUCGGUGUAUGUCACAGCUGGUCAUACCCGAUUUAUGUUGCUUCAUGACUCUCGCAAUGAUGAUGGCAUUAAGAGCUUCUUCCAAGAGGUUCACGAGCUUUACAUAAAGACUCUCCUUAAUCCCCUGUACUUGCCUGGCUCCCGUAUCACGUCAUCACAUUUUGACACUAAAGUCCGUGCCCUUGCACGAAAGUAUUUGUAGAAACCACUAGUAACCAGCUUCCUGAUGGUCUGUGGUUAACAAGUUACUAGUUCACAUAGCACUGAGGCCUGAGUCCACCUUGUUCAUUAUUGAUUAGCUUCGAAAGCUGUUUUUCCUUUUCUUUUUGUCCCUCAAGAUUUGGCGGCAAGGGUAGAUUUGCUGUUUUCUAGUAUGAUGUGUGCACCAGUCAUUAGGGGGUGGGUGGGCUGUGUUUGCUAAAGAAGGUGAUGUAUUGACAAAAGCUGUUCCAUUGCUACUGGCUUCAAAUUUUAUUAGAUACCAAUCUUGUAUUUAAUUCUCAGGUAUUUGAUAUUAUGUGGUAAAGGUUAUUUUUCAUUC